Blepharisma stoltei is the source of this 1653-nucleotide messenger RNA. NCBI's taxonomy places the organism in Eukaryota, Ciliophora, Heterotrichea, Heterotrichida, Blepharismidae. The record is from the annotation of a GenBank genome assembly.
AUGAUUCUGCAUUAUUACAAUAUGGCACUGACUGAAAGAAGGUGGGUGAUGCUCAUGCUUUAUUUUGCAAUAAAUCUUAUUAAUGGAGCCACAUAUUGUGCUCUAGAUCCUGUAGAUAAACUAGCAGAAAAUUAUUAUGGAGUAAAUACAGAUUUGAUUUCUCUAUUUGCGUUGAGUUUUUCUAUAAUGUAUAUUCCUUUAGCACCAGCUGCUUCAUGGUCUUUAGGAAUUUCCUAUCACUGAUCAAUGAUCUUUGCAUGGGUGAUUACAUUUUUGGGAUGCUGGAUAAAGUAUUUGGCUUUUGAGAAUUAUACGCUUGCACUUAUUGGAAUUUUUCUUGUAGCAUCCAUGAACUCAGUCGUGAUGGCUGGCUGCACACCUUUAGCAAUUCGAUAUUUUCAUGAAGAAGAAUUAGUGUUAGCAACUAGUAUAGGAAGUAUUAGUAAUUUUAUAGGCAUGGGAAUUUCAUUUGUUCUAGAUCCUUAUCUAGACGACAUUGAUGCAAUAAAUCUAUUCCAUGCUAUUUUUUCAACUGUAUUUUUAGCAAUUAAUUUUAUAUUUUCGCAUGAAGAUCCUGCGUUCGCAAAAGCAGGAGGAUUUAAAGAAGGUUUUAUAAAAGCUCUGAAAAAUAAAAUGAUUAUGAUGAUUGUGUUCUGUUCAAGUUCUGGGCUGGCUGUAAUUUCUACUGUUAUAGCAAUAUUGGCUGUGAUUCUUGAGCCAGAUCAUGUAAGUGAAAUGGAGGUCGGAUGAAUAGGAUUUGUUAUGGUUAUGAUGGGGAUGGUCGGCGGAUUUAUUGCGACUUAUUUAUCACACAAAUUUGAAUGAAUGAAUGAAUGAAUUAAUGGUUAUCGCCCAAGUAAGUGGACCAAUAAAAAGAUCUUCAAAAAAGUUCCAGAAAUUUGUAAAAAUUCCCAAAACAUUUCUAAAAAGUAAAAGUAAAAAGUAAAAAGUAAAAGUAAAAAGUAGUUUCACAAAAAACUCCAAUGAUCACCUGCUUACGCCUCCAAUGCAAGUCAUUGGAAUUUUUGCCUGUACCCCUCAGAGUGCAUGCUCCCUCAGCUCAUACAUCUUCAGUUCCUCUAUUCCCUCUUCAGCAAACUCUUCAGGAUCUCCAAGCACCACCUGGUGCUCACCAUGUGCUUCCACAACUGCAAACUCACAUGGGAUUACCACCUCUUAACUUUGGCGCGAACGCCAUUAUGUGCGCGAGAUAAUAAUUAUUUAUCACACAAAUUUAAUUCUUUAGAAAAACCUUUGAAAAUAUUUUUGUAUGGGUCGAUUCUAUCUGUUAUUUUAUGAGCACUUAUACAAGAAAAUUUUCCAAAUUCGAUGAUUGGAUCAGCGAUUCAUGGGACGCUCGUCAUUGGACAUGUGCCAUUAGCAAUAAGCGGUGCUGUUAUACAAGAUAAAACAAUCGAAGAAUCAAUUACCACAAAUAUGAUUUACUUUAUGGCAAAUUUGCUUGAAGCGUUUUAUAUUUAUCCAAUACAGUAUUUUUAUAAAGAAACAAAUGCGCCAGGAUUGUGGGCCAUUACGAUUCUUAUGGCCAUUAGCUUCAUACCGCUUGCUAUUGUUUAUAAAAGCCCUAUAGGAGUAGACAAACAACAGAUAAACACACAAGAUGCACCAUCAAAAGUUUUAUUAGAAAAAUAG